GGCCGGCGGCUCGGGAUGGCGGCGCAGCGGCUGGGCAAGCGCGUGCUGAGCAAGCUGCAGUCCCCGUCGCGGGCCCGCGGGCCGGGGGGCAGCCCCGGGGGGCUCCAGAAGCGCCACGCGCGCGUCACCGUCAAGUACGACCGGCGGGAGCUUCAGCGGCGGCUGGACGUGGAGAAGUGGAUAGACGGGCGCCUGGAGGAGCUGUACCGCGGCAGGGAGGCGGAUAUGCCUGAUGAGGUCAACAUUGAUGAGCUGCUGGAGCUGGAGAGUGAAGAGGAGCGAAGCCGGAAGAUCCAGGGGCUCCUGACGUCAUGCACGGACCCCACAGAGGACUUCGUCCAGGAGCUGCUGGCCAAGCUGCGAGGCCUCCACAAGCAGCCAGGCCUCCGCCAGCCCAGCCCCUCCGACGACGGCAGCUCGAGCCCCCGAUAGGACCGGGCUGGACUGCACCCCCUGACCGCUGUGGCCUCUCUGAACCCCGGCUGUCCCCCGCCCCCGGCCUGUGUACGUGUUGUAUUUAACGGUUUGUAACAGUGA
This is a messenger RNA of Chinchilla lanigera (long-tailed chinchilla), 537 nucleotides long. RefSeq names its product protein phosphatase 1, regulatory (inhibitor) subunit 14A (gene Ppp1r14a). Gene Ontology annotation, molecular function: protein serine/threonine phosphatase inhibitor activity. The coding region runs from base 16 to 432 and encodes 138 amino acids. Gene Ontology annotation, cellular component: cytoplasm. The record is from RefSeq and is a predicted model, not a curated record. Gene Ontology annotation, biological process: regulation of phosphorylation. The transcript has 4 exons. NCBI's taxonomy places the organism in Eukaryota, Metazoa, Chordata, Mammalia, Rodentia, Chinchillidae.